ACGCAUACCAUCUGAAGUAACAGACAUGCCCAGGCACCAGGCUCCUUGGAACCAUAUAAACUACUAUCAAAAUCCAAACAGGUGGCAGUCCAGCUGUUUACUUGUUAGCUCUAAAAUAUGUAUGCUAAUUUGUUUGGGAAUUCAGUCAACAAAACUGCUUAGUGAAGAGAAUAUCAAGAGAUUUAUGUCUCUAAAAAAAUCUUCUAUUUGCUAGUAUAAAAAAAUAAAUCUUGGGAAUGUUUCUUUCCAUGAUAUCUGAAAUUACUGUGUUGAGAAAGAUAAAUUAGCUUUCAUGAUCAAGACAUUUAAUAAAUUAAUAAUCAGCCUACCUGUGGCAGCUUAGUUAAAUGUUUAGAAAUUUUACAUGAAAAGAUCAUAUUGAGGAACUAUAAAAUGUCAAAUUAUAAAUGGGAAUAGUUAUCUUGUAAUAGUUAUUAAAAACUAUACAUUUAUUUAAUUUAAAGAGUCAGGUAAUUCAUAAGUCAUAUUCAUCUACUCUAACUCAUAUUUUUAUUUCAUAUCUAGCUCAAAGGGAACAGUUUUUCUAGCUGUGUUUUAAAAAUUCUUUAAGGCUUGAUCUUUUUGAUAUCAUGAAGUGAUUUAACUCUUAAUGUAUUUCAAUAAUGAUGCUGCUUUUCAUGUAUCCUGGAAGAAAGAUCUUUUGUUUAUAUUUGGAUGAGACAGUUGAUAUAACAUUUUGAGAAGAGAUUAUUACCUGUGAUAUGGCCAAAACCAGUGAAAUAACUUGAUUUUGACUAUUUCUGGCAGACUAUGGAUGUUAACAGGAGAUGCCAAGUUACUUCAUUUACUAGAUUUUGGAAAUGUCUGUCUGCCCUCGUAAUGAUUAGAGACUUGUCAUAAUCUGGAAAGUUUGUGGGGACAUCCAUGGACAGUUCUUUGACUUGAUGAAGCUCUUUGAAGUGGGGGGAUCUCCUGCCAACACUCGCUACCUCUUCCUAGGGGACUAUGUUGACAGAGGGUACUUCAGUAUCGAAUGUGUGCUCUAUUUGUGGGCUUUGAAAAUCCUUUACCCCAAAACACUGUUUUUACUUCGUGGAAAUCAUGAAUGUAGACAUCUAACAGAGUAUUUCACAUUUAAACAAGAAUGUAAAAUAAAGUAUUCAGAACGUGUAUACGAUGCCUGUAUGGAUGCCUUUGACUGCCUUCCUCUGGCUGCCCUGAUGAACCAGCAGUUCCUGUGCGUACAUGGUGGUCUGUCUCCAGAGAUUAACACUUUAGAUGAUAUCAGAAAAUUAGACCGAUUCAAAGAACCACCUGCUUAUGGACCUAUGUGUGAUAUCCUAUGGUCAGACCCUCUGGAGGAUUUUGGAAAUGAGAAGACUCAGGAACAUUUCACUCACAACACAGUCAGGGGGUGUUCAUACUUCUACAGUUACCCGGCUGUAUGUGAAUUCUUACAGCACAAUAACUUGUUAUCUAUACUUCGAGCCCAUGAAGCCCAAGAUGCAGGGUAUCGCAUGUACAGGAAAAGCCAAACAACAGGCUUCCCUUCUCUAAUUACAAUUUUUUCAGCACCAAAUUACUUAGAUGUAUACAAUAACAAAGCUGCAGUAUUGAAGUAUGAGAAUAACGUUAUGAACAUCAGGCAAUUCAACUGUUCCCCUCAUCCAUACUGGCUUCCAAACUUCAUGGAUGUUUUCACUUGGUCCCUGCCAUUUGUUGGAGAGAAAGUGACUGAGAUGCUGGUAAACGUCCUCAAUAUCUGCUCAGAUGAUGAACUAGGGUCAGAAGAAGAUGGAUUUGAUGGAGCAACAGCUGCAGCCCGGAAGGAGGUGAUAAGGAACAAGAUCCGAGCAAUAGGCAAAAUGGCCAGGGUGUUCUCAGUUCUAAGAGAAGAAAGUGAGAGUGUGCUGACGCUGAAAGGCUUGACUCCAACGGGCAUGCUCCCCAGCGGAGUGCUUUCUGGAGGGAAGCAAACCCUGCAAAGUGCUAUCAAAGGAUUUUCUCCACAACAUAAGAUCACUAGCUUCGAGGAGGCCAAGGGCUUAGACCGAAUUAACGAGAGGAUGCCGCCUCGCAGAGAUGCCAUGCCCUCUGAUGCGAACCUUAACUCCAUCAACAAGGCCCUCACCUCAGAGACUAACGGCACGGACAGCAAUGGCAGUAAUAGCAGCAAUAUUCAGUGACCACUUCCUGUUCACUUUUUUCUUUUUGUUUUUCCUUUUUUUUUUGAGCUGCGGGGCAUGGUGGGGCUUGCUGCAUAUCAGCAGUUGGAUGUUCUUGCCUCAGAUGGUAGCUUAUUUGCUCUGGGGGCCAGGAAUUGGAUUCAGUUUACACUAUCAUUAAAAAAGAGGGAGAGAGAUAAUAAACUAUAUUUUGGUGGGGCUGGUGAUUAAACACCUCCUUUGGGUAUGCCUUUUAAAAAUGCUUAUAGGAAAAAAAUUUUAGAAGAAAGCUAAUGCUAGUAUGUACUGCAAUGUUAGAGGAGAGAAUAUGUUUUCCUACUACAUUGGGGACGUCUAGAUAGGUUAAUGAAAGGCCUUUUAUUAUGUUACUGGACAUGAAAACUUUGUCUAAUUUCUUACUCUAUUGUACGUUUACAGUCGCAGCACUAAUGGAUGACAUCAAACAUUUUUAACAAAAUGAUGUAAAAACUAAAUAAGGACUAUUUAUUGAUAAUGUUUUGCUACUCUUGUCAGACAAUGGCUAUAAACUGAAUUAGGCAGUCUUAAAAAAAUAGAAAAAGAAAAAAAAAAAGAAUGUUGCAAAUUUGUUAAAAUGCCAAAAAGGACAGUUAAUUUUGUACAGAUUAUGCUUACCUCAGGUUUCUUUAGUGUGCUUGAAUGCCCUUCUUUCCAUAGAACACUUAUUAAUUUGGCAAUGAAUAACUUUUCUUUUCAAGUUUUAAAAAACUGGAAUAAUUACAUCUAUCUUUUUUGCUGUUUAUAUUUAGGGUUUUUUGUUGAAAAAUCAAGUCUUGGUUGUGGCUUGCUGAAUUAAAUAUUUAUGAGUGGUGCAUUUUUAAGUAUAGUAAACAAGACACCAUAUUAAGUACAGUGAUAAAGCAUCUAUAUUCUGUAAAAAAAAAAAAAAAAUCUGCCUAUGCAUGUUUUUUAAGGAAAAAAAAAUGGCUGUAUUGGCCUGUAUGGGACUGUAAUGCGCUUAGUGGUCUGACAUAUACUGGAAAUGUAUGUAUACUGGCGUACUUUAUAUUCUAAAAUGCUUAAUGCCUUUGAAAUUUUGUAAUCAAAAAGCUUUGAAAAAAAUCUAAAGGGGAGAGUAUUCUUAAAAGUUUUUAACAUAAGCUUGUCAGUGCACAUAGAUGGUUAGCAUGUUUAGCAAACCUUGUGAACUUUAAAUAAGUUUGUAGUUACAUGUGAAACUCUAAAUGCAUGGUGACUGUUAAUGUCAUAAUGGUUUAGUUAUUUUGUUCUGUUCUGUCAUGUGCCACAAAAUAUGUACUUUUUUCACUUUUUUCCCUUUGUAUAUCAGUUACGGGUUACAACUGGUUCAUUCUGAAAACAACAACAAAAGUCCAUUCAUAUUUUUUAACAAUUGUAUAAGUGCCCAAGUAAUUCACUACAGCCUAAAGCCUUGCCUUUGUAAUUUGACUUCUGAAAUGUUGGCAAUCAAAGCAUGCACUUGUAACAAUGAAAAACAAAAAGCAUUUUAUAUUACUACUCAAUAAAAUGUGCAUGAACUUAAA
This is a messenger RNA of Trichechus manatus latirostris (Florida manatee), 3667 nucleotides long. It is a transcript of the gene PPP3CA, whose product is annotated as protein phosphatase 3 catalytic subunit alpha. Gene Ontology annotation, molecular function: calmodulin-dependent protein phosphatase activity; calmodulin binding. The transcript is spliced from 12 exons. Gene Ontology annotation, biological process: calcineurin-NFAT signaling cascade. The coding region runs from base 906 to 2147 and encodes 413 amino acids. The record is from RefSeq and is a predicted model, not a curated record. Gene Ontology annotation, cellular component: cytoplasm; calcineurin complex; cytosol. NCBI's taxonomy places the organism in Eukaryota, Metazoa, Chordata, Mammalia, Sirenia, Trichechidae.